ACGUCCAUGCACUCUUUCUCCCUGAUAUAAAUAUAUAUAUAUAUAUAUAAAGUGUACUAUAGUUCUGAUCAUCAAAUUUUCUUUUCUUCUUCUUACAACUUAAACUUCAGAAGACAAAGAUGUGUCUCGGUUCAUCAUCUGAGAAAUCUCCAUCUGCCACCUUUUACUAUCCUACAAGAUCAUCAAAGCGAUCAAAAGUUCAAGUCCACAGGCUUAACAGCAGGAGAAGAAUAACAUGUUGUGAGGAAGAGUUGGGAUCUGUGGAUAUGGAACUGAUGAAUUUGAAGCUGUAUUUGGAGAACCAAACCAUCAUUGAAGAGAACAAGAAGCUGAGAAAGACUGCCAGUCUUCUCCACAAAGAGAACCUGGCUUUGUUCUCUGAGUUGCAGAAGAAGUUUCCUAAUAAUAAUGAUUUAGAUCGCUAGUACUACUUGAUUCCACCAGUAUUUUCCCUUUUCUUUUUCUUCUUCGCGAUCAUUUAUCAAAUAUUUAUAUAGGAUUAAACCUUGAGAGAUAUGUUUUCCUU
Humulus lupulus (European hop) is the source of this 526-nucleotide messenger RNA. RefSeq names its product protein LITTLE ZIPPER 1-like. The record is from RefSeq and is a predicted model, not a curated record. The coding region runs from base 120 to 425 and encodes 101 amino acids. NCBI's taxonomy places the organism in Eukaryota, Viridiplantae, Streptophyta, Magnoliopsida, Rosales, Cannabaceae. The transcript is spliced from 2 exons.